CUGACUUGAAUGUAUACCAAUUUUUUUAUGUGUAUAUAUGAGUAUAUAAGUGUCUUCCUUUAUGUGUGUACUGGCUCGAGCUUGCGUCCGUCUCUAAACUAAAUCUAGUUUUAAUAAGACUGUAGACAGUUCCCAGCACUAUUUAUCUGUACGUCAUGUAAAUAAGAUAAAUUCCAUACGCAAAGAAUAAAAUAGUUCAUAACAAAGUUUUGAAAAUCGUUGAUCGAUAUAGAUGUCUUAUUUUUCUAAUUAAAUUGAUGAUUUUCUUGUACAAAUUAGUAUUUUGAGGAAAGGUACCGGUCAAAUUAUUUUAUUAGUUCAAAUGAAAUGAUAUUGGUUCCAUUGGAAGAUAUUCAAAACAAAAUGGAAAAGACAGACCACUUUUUGAUGUUAUCUGGUAAUAAUGUAUCAAUUAGAAAAAAACAUGAAACAUUAGAAAUGGAAUGUGGAGGUUGCGGAAAAAGUGUUCAAGAACGGACCGUGUUAUGUAUAGGUGAUCGUACAUGGCAUGCAAAAUGCCUUAAAUGUUAUACUUGCUCAAGAUCUCUUCAUGACCAACGGUCAUGUUUCAUUCGUGACUCUCAAGUAUAUUGUAAACAAGAUUAUGUUUUAACUUUUGGAGCUAAAUGCGCUAAGUGCAACCGCAGUAUUGGGUCAGGUGAUUGGGUUAGACGUGCCCGUGAACGAGUUUAUCACUUAGCUUGUUUUGCAUGUGAUAUGUGCUCUCGUCAACUGUCUACAGGUGAACAGUUUGCUCUUAUCGAUGCAAAAUUAUUAUGUAAAGCUCAUUAUCUUGAUAUAAUCGAAGGAAACAAUACAUCUUCCUCGGAAGACUGUGAUUCAGAGCAACAUUGUAAAGGUAAUAAAACAAAACGUGUCAGGACCACGUUCACGGAAGAGCAACUGUCCGUCUUGCAAGCUAAUUUUCAGUUAGAUAGUAAUCCAGAUGGACAAGAUCUAGAGAGAAUUGCUCAUGUUACAGGAUUAAGUAAAAGAGUAACGCAAGUUUGGUUUCAAAAUUCACGAGCGAGACAAAAAAAACAUAGUGGAAAAUUGAAAACGCACAUUGACUGGUAGAAUAUUCAUAACAGUUCAUAGUAAAAGCCAAUAAUUAUUCAAUAACUUUCUUCAUUUUGUAAAUAUUAUUAUUGCGAUCUUAUUGUACGAAAUUACUA
Messenger RNA from Phymastichus coffea, 1175 nucleotides. RefSeq names its product LIM/homeobox protein Awh. Gene Ontology annotation, biological process: neuron differentiation; regulation of transcription by RNA polymerase II. The record is from RefSeq and is a predicted model, not a curated record. NCBI's taxonomy places the organism in Eukaryota, Metazoa, Arthropoda, Insecta, Hymenoptera, Eulophidae. Bases 328 to 1077 code for a protein of 249 amino acids. The transcript is spliced from 3 exons. Gene Ontology annotation, cellular component: nucleus. Gene Ontology annotation, molecular function: DNA-binding transcription factor activity, RNA polymerase II-specific; RNA polymerase II transcription regulatory region sequence-specific DNA binding.